Molecule: messenger RNA, 1983 nt
Organism: Galeopterus variegatus (Sunda flying lemur)
Lineage: Eukaryota; Metazoa; Chordata; Mammalia; Dermoptera; Cynocephalidae
Gene: PFKFB1
Product: 6-phosphofructo-2-kinase/fructose-2,6-biphosphatase 1
Exons: 14
Coding region: 279-1703 (474 amino acids)
Biological process (GO): fructose 2,6-bisphosphate metabolic process; fructose metabolic process
Cellular component (GO): 6-phosphofructo-2-kinase/fructose-2,6-biphosphatase complex; cytosol
Molecular function (GO): 6-phosphofructo-2-kinase activity; ATP binding; fructose-2,6-bisphosphate 2-phosphatase activity
Source: RefSeq, a predicted model, not a curated record
CACAGUCCUUGAAGUUUAGAGGCCUCUGCUUACCUCUGCCCAACUUUUCACUCUCUGCACUCAAGCCCCCACUGGUACCUACAGGAACAGAGGCAGGCUAGGACUAGAGCAGAGAAGAGAGGGGGCUGGAGACAAGCUGUGAGAGGGUUCAGAAGCCUAGUGUGCUCCCCUGUCCCUGUCCUGUCCACCUGCUUCUGUGGUCACAGCAACAGAAAGGACAGCUAGUAAGAUAGGAAGUGAGGCCUAGUACCUUGUGCGCAGUUGUAUCAUUAGCUGUGAUGCCUAAAAUGUCUCAAGAGAUGGGAGAGCUCACCCAAACCAGGUUGCAGAAGAUCUGGAUUCCACACAGCAGCGGCAGCAGCAGGCUGCAACAGAGAAGGGGCUCAUCUAUACCCCAGUUUACCAAUUCCCCAACAAUGGUGAUCAUGGUGGGUUUACCAGCUCGAGGCAAGACCUACAUCUCCACAAAGCUCACACGCUAUCUCAAUUGGAUAGGAACACCAACUAAAGUGUUUAAUUUAGGCCAGUAUCGACGAGAGGCAGUAAGCUACAAGAACUAUGAAUUCUUUCGCCCGGACAACAUGGAAGCCCUACUUAUCAGGAAGCAGUGUGCCCUGGCAGCCCUGAAGGAUGUUCAUAACUAUCUCAGCCAUGAGGAAGGUCAUGUUGCGGUUUUUGAUGCCACCAACACUACAAGAGAACGACGGUCCCUGAUUCUGCAGUUUGCUAAAGAACAUGGUUACAAGGUCUUUUUCAUCGAGUCCAUUUGUAAUGAUCCUGGCAUCAUUGCAGAAAACAUCAGGCAAGUGAAACUCAGCAGCCCUGAUUACUUAAACUGUGACCGGGAAAAGGUUCUGGAAGACUUUCUAAAGAGAAUCAAGUGCUAUGAGGUCAACUACCAACCUUUGGAUGAGGAACUAGACAGGCACCUGUCCUACAUCAAGAUCUUUGAUGUGGGCACACGCUACAUGGUGAACCGAGUGCAGGACCACAUCCAGAGCCGCACAGUCUACUACCUCAUGAACAUCCAUGUCACACCCCGCUCCAUCUACCUGUGCCGGCAUGGCGAGAGCGAACUCAACCUCAGAGGUCGAAUCGGAGGCGACUCAGGUCUCUCAGCUCGGGGCAAGCAGUAUGCCUGUGCCCUAGCCAACUUCAUUCAGUCCCAGGGCAUCAGCUCCCUGAAGGUGUGGACCAGCCACAUGAAGAGGACCAUCCAGACAGCUGAGGCCUUGGGCAUUCCCUAUGAGCAGUGGAAGGCCCUGAACGAGAUUGAUGCGGGUGUCUGCGAGGAGAUGACCUACGAAGAAAUCCAGGAACACUACCCUGAAGAAUUUGCACUACGGGACCAAGAUAAAUAUCGCUACCGCUAUCCCAAGGGAGAGUCCUAUGAGGAUCUGGUUCAACGUCUGGAGCCAGUUAUAAUGGAGCUAGAACGACAGGAGAAUGUACUGGUAAUCUGCCACCAGGCUGUUAUGCGGUGCCUUCUGGCCUACUUCCUCGACAAAAGUUCAGAUGAGCUUCCCUAUCUCAAGUGCCCUCUGCACACAGUACUCAAACUCACACCUGUGGCUUAUGGCUGCAAAGUGGAGUCCAUCUACCUGAAUGUGGAGGCCGUGAACACACACCGGGAGAAGCCUGAGAACGUGGACAUUACCCGGGAACCUGAGGAAGCCUUGGAUACUGUCCCUGCCCAUUACUGAGCCCUUUCCAAGAGGUCAAGCUGUCUCUGUCCUCACUGUCUUCCACCUUUAGGAACACCUAUCCUUGCCCUUCUCCUACCCACAUUCUGACCUCGGUCUCACUGGGAGAGCCCUGCUUCUAACGAAGAAGUCCUCAAAAGCUCCAAACUAGAUCUCAAUUCCUGACCACAACCAAGGAGCUAUCUAGCUCUGGAUAAAGCUCUUUCUUUCUUAAUUUCUAUUCUCUUAUCAAUGAAGACUUCUUGUACUGCCUACAGGAGAGGAGGAGGUCAUGAUGAGG